Theileria parva strain Muguga is the source of this 1707-nucleotide messenger RNA. Its product is annotated as S-adenosyl-L-homocysteine hydrolase family protein. Lineage: Eukaryota; Apicomplexa; Aconoidasida; Piroplasmida; Theileriidae. The record is from RefSeq and is a predicted model, not a curated record. The transcript is spliced from 2 exons. Gene Ontology annotation, biological process: L-methionine cycle. Bases 238 to 1707 code for a protein of 489 amino acids. Gene Ontology annotation, cellular component: cytosol. Gene Ontology annotation, molecular function: adenosylhomocysteinase activity.
AUUUCGCAUAUUGUGGGCCUAUAUACUUUUGUAUAUUAAUUAACUAUCCCUUAAUUAAGAUUUAAUAUGGCAAUUUCCACUAAUUAAUUCGUUUACUUGUGUUUGUACCAUCUUUUCACAUUUUUCUGUAAUAUUUUUAAUAUUUUUUGGUUUAAUUUUUGUUUUUUGGUAGAUUUGUUACAUUAAUAAUACUUUCUGUACUUUCAGUGAAGUUUUAACAUUUGAUAUUGAGGGAAUAUGCUUGAGCUUUGGAAUGACUUGGAACCCUGGAGUAAAACCUACUACAAGGGGGAUGACUAUGGAGAUACAGGGAUUUUUGUCCUUGAUUUGUGCUUGAAGGAAUGCCCUGGACUGGUUAAUGUGAUGAAAAAUCACGCCCAUUUGAAGCCGUUCAAGGGAGUUCAAAUUUCAGGUUGUCUUCACAUGACGAAGGAAACAAUGACAUUUGCACGUACUCUGGUAGAACUAGGAGCAGUGGUGAGAUGGUGUUCUUCAAACCCAAACUCCUCUAAUAAUCAAGCCAUUUUUACUGCAGACAGAAUGUUCAAAGGCAAAGUUACUCUUUUCGGUUACAAAGGUGAGACCAUUGAAGAGUAUUUUUGGUGUAUGUAUCAAUCACUAAAUUGGCCAGACACCUCAAUGCCAUUGUUAUUGGUGGAUGAUGGAUGUUGUUCAUAUAACAUGAUUCAUUAUGGGAAAAGGUUGGAGGAUAUGUAUAGAGAGAAGGGCCAAUUGUACGACCUUUCAGUUUUGGAACCAAGUGAUAAUGAUACCAGGGCACUGCUGAACUUUUUGAACCAUUUGGUCACUAAAAAGCCAGAUUUCUUCACUAAUUUAGUAAAAAGAACUGUGGGAUUGUCGGAAGAGACAACGAGUGGCCUAACUGAGAUGAGAAAACUGUACAAAAGCCACGGGUUACUGUUUCCAAUAUACUCAACAAAUGAUGUAGUUUGCAAGACUAAAUUUGAUAAUAACUACGGGGCAAGAUAUAGCUCAAUUGACGGAAUGCACAGAGGAGUUGAAGGAGUGCUUUUGGGAGGCCGUCAAGUGGUAGUGGUAGGGUACGGAAACACAGGAAAGGGGGUUUGCAUGGGAUUCAGAGGUGCAGGAGCCAUAGUAAAGGUGUGUGAAGCUGACCCAAUCUGUGCUCUCCAAUGUGUUAUGGACGGUUACCAGGUGGUCCUUCUGGAAGAUGUGGUUGAAACAGCAGAUAUAUUUGUUACAGCAACUGGAUGUAUUGAGGUUAUAAGACUUCACCAUGUUAGGAGAAUGAAAGAUGGAGCUAUUUUGGGCAAUAUUGGACAAGGAGAUAGGGAAAUAUUAAUCCAUGAAAUACUUAAGGACCCACACUUGGAGAUUACUGAAGUUAGGAAAAACGUACACCACUAUAAGUUUAAGGACCUUAACAAGGGAGUAAUUAUCCUUUCCUACGGAAGAUUGUAUAACUUGGGUUGCGCUAAUGGCCACCCCUCGCUAGUCAUGUCAAUGUCCUUUACCACACAGUUUUUCGCUCUUUCCCAGCUUUUGGAAAAUAAGGAUACAUUCGAUAAUAAAAUACACAAAAUGCCUAAAAAACUGGAUGAAAUGGUAGCAAGGUAUCAUUUGGAAGCCAUUGGCGCUAAACUUACAGUCCUAACAGACAGACAAUGUGAAUUUCUAGGAAUUGAUAAAGACGGUCCAUACAAACAUGAAGAUUAUAAGUACUAA